UGUCACAUACACCUGGGCAACAUCUACAGGGAAAUGCAUCAUGGAAUGUCAUUGCUCACCAAGACGACUGGGAAGCUGAUAAGGCAGUUGAUGGAAAUACAAAUCAGACAUACCAACCAUCAUGUGCUAUUGCUCAAUAUGCUAAAUACUACAAAACAGUAUGGUGGAAAGUAUGGUUACAAAGAACAUUUAAUAUAGCGUAUCUGGAAAUAUUUGAGAUCUGGCACAACAGAUAGGGAAACUGGUUAUUCUAUUUAUAUAUAUGACGACAUAUUGUUUGUUCCUCCCUCCGGGAACACAGGGAGAGAAGUUUAUCAUCAUUACCCCAUGUCAGGCUGUCUAAACUCGAUUCAGAACAUAACUGUGAAUAAAUUGGCACAAGGAGUAGCCUUUUUUAACGAAAGACCUAAUGGAUUUAUGUCAAACUGUGGGGAAAAAUUUAGGACAUCUGUAGAAAUAUGCGAAGUGAGAGUAAUGGGUUGUGAACAAAAUAAAUACAGUUUUGGAUGUAGUGACGAAUGCAGUUCUAAGUGUAAAGACAAACAUUGUGAUGUUUUUAACGGAUCGUGCAUUUAUGGCUGUUCUGAUCCAAGUGAUGUAUCUCUUAGUUGUGGUGCUUGCGAUAAGGGGACUUAUGAUUUCAACGGACGAUGUGAACCAUGUGGACAUUGUAAAGAAGACAAAAAAUGUGACAAAGAAACAGGAAGAUGUUUUUCUGGCUGUAAGGAAAACUGGAAAGAGGAUAUUUGUGAAGAAUGCGUUGAUGGUUACUAUGACCAGAAUUGCAGUACCGAGUGUGGGUAUUGCCGUGAGGGAUUUUGUGACAAGUACAACGGAAGUUGUUUAUCUGGUUGUAAACUAAACUGGAAAGAACCAUUAUGUCAAGAAUGCAUGGACGGAUUUUAUGACCAGAAUUGCAGCACCCAAUGUGGAAAUUGUCGCGAAGGAUUUUGUAGCAAGAAAGACGGAAGUUGUUUGAAAGGCUGCAAAACAAACUGGAAAGAACCCCUAUGUGAAGACAACGGAUUUACCGAUGGCUUCAUGAACGUUUCGCUGCAAACUGUGUCAUUCAGCAUGAUGCAUCAUGGCGUUAUGGUGUGGGGAGCAAUCAAUCAAAAUUUCAAGUCAUCUUGGAUUAUUUUGAGGGACACUCUAACAUCCAGGCGCUAUAUUGAUAAGGUACUACGUCCGGAACUUCUUCCACUGAUCCGACGUCAUCAGACUGUCAAUAAUCCAUUGACGUUUCAGCAAGACAACGCACGUUCACACACAGCCCGCAUAACUAUGGACUUUCUAAACGUUAAUAGAGUUAACAUCUUAGAAUUUCCAGCUAGAUCUCCCGUCCUUAAUCCCAUCGAACACGUGUGGGACGAGCUGGGAAGACGGUUAAAAAGACGUCAACGCCAACCCGCAAGCGUGCCAGAUUUAGCACAGGCUCUACAGGAAGAGUGA
This is a messenger RNA of Saccostrea cuccullata (small rock oyster), 1452 nucleotides long. RefSeq names its product scavenger receptor class F member 2-like. The record is from RefSeq and is a predicted model, not a curated record. Lineage: Eukaryota; Metazoa; Mollusca; Bivalvia; Ostreida; Ostreidae. The coding region runs from base 328 to 1452 and encodes 374 amino acids. Gene Ontology annotation, molecular function: nucleic acid binding; scavenger receptor activity. The transcript is spliced from 7 exons.